ACAUACACACUCGCGAGUCGAUUAAAUGUGUAUAAGAACGAUUCAAAGCAAUAACAACUUGUCAUAACUUAAAAUGUAUGCUAUUAUUGUCGACUGAUGAACUGAGGUGUUAAGAAACAUUUUGUUACAUUUUCUGAGUGUGUGGACUGAUGAUUACACUUGUAUAUCAGUGAUGCAUUUUUCUGAUGUUAAUAUGGACCUAAAUGACCAAACAAGAGGUUCCACAUACAGCAGUCCAUUGUCACAAUUUCUCCGCCAUUCACGAGAGGUCGUGGAGGAUAUGGAACAGCCCCUCGACUUAAGUCAACGAGAAUCUGCAAUGGAAAAGAAAGUUCUUAAUAUAGACAUGGAAGAGCCAAUCUGUCAAUUCACAAACUGUUCUUGUCCUCUUAAACAUAUAUUGUCACUGGAUUCAAAUGACUCUCAGAUUAACGCAGGUUUCAGACCUCGUUGUGAAACGGUUAGCUCGGGUGACUAUCCACGAAGCCAGUUUCAGAAGCGAUUACAAGAACAAAGUGACAGUGUUCAAGACCAUUUUCAUCCUAAACGGAGAAAGAUAGAACAAUAUAAACAGAAUAUAUCGCGGUCGUCGUCUGAUACAAAUCUCUAUGGUUACGGUGGACCAACUGACCCUUUCAGGUCUUUCACAAACUAUUCCGGUGAAGAUAUGAGUCAAAGAAAAUCACCAGAACAUAAGUAUCAGCCAUACUGGAAAUCUAGUCAAACAUACACAGCCACAAAUACAUAUCCAUCUAGUGAUUCAAUAGAUACUACUCCUAGUUCAGACGUGAAAGUUAUACCGAAACACGCUGAACGACUUCCAAAGAAGAGAUCUCACGCUCGCAAUCUGUCCUAUGAUCAUUCAUUUCUUCAGCAUUCAGGUAAUGAUAUUAAAUCGUCUCGUACACCAAGUCCUCAAUCGAUGUCCAAUGAUGCUGAAAUGUCUCAGGGAGUAGUCAUAGAAGAUGUGAAACCUAUGGAUCAUAUCAAUUUACCGGAGCUUACUUCCGGUCCAAAAGUCCACGGAGAAGAGCUUCGAGCGUCAAUAUUAAAGGAAUUGCGUGAUGAAAAAGAUGACGAAGAUGUCGAUGAAUUUAGAAAGAGAUUUUUUGGAUCUCUAUUCUCGCGUGCCAAAUCGUCUGCAAACAAAGGUAAGACGAGUGCUUUGGAUAUUUUGAUAUCGGAUAAAUGUAAAGACGAUAUUGACUUCAGACCAAGAAACUCUCACAUCGACCAAAUACUUCGUGGUGAAAAACAAGGAAAACUAUGUCUGAUGGAUAUCGUGGAACUUCAGGUUGAAAUUGGACUAGCAUGAUUACGGUGCUUAUAUAAGAUUUAAUAUAUUGUCAGUGUUAAAUGUCCGUAUGAUAGUUAUAGACAUAUAUUAGACACUAAUUGAUGUUUGUGUUCGAAAACUUCUUCCAGUAUUCAGCAUUAUGUGUACUAAGAAAGAUAACCCCUCUUUGUUUUGUAUUUUGAACGUUGUUAAUGCUGAAGAAAUGGCAAUAGAAACUAUAAUUGACAAAACUUUGAUAAAUCUUAAAGGUAACUUGUCUUUAAAUAUGGGACUGUCUGUUAUGUAAAUAAAAUAUAACAAACCCAUGUGAAAGGUAUAAAUACUAUUUGUCUGAAUUGAAAGAAAUUGAACAUAUCCCAUUCUAUAUUUAGUGACCAAGAUUAACAUUUUUCUUUAAAAUUCAUGAAACACUUUAGUCCUGUAUGAACAUUUAUAUAUUAUACCCACCAAUCAUUUGUUAUUUUCUUCAACCAACACGAUUGAUAACGUUGUAAGCCUUUACAAGUAUAUUAUUCCCUCGAAAUGAAACUUUACAUUGGUUUUUAUGUUGACACAUUAUUUUCUUAUAGCAUUGACUCUUUUCCCCGGCAUUAUUUAAUGGCCCAGAACACUGCAAUACUGUGGUCCGUCAUUCUAGUCGGAGUAUUUGAAAUAUUUAUAAUAUAUGUGUUUGUGUAUGAAUGUAAAACAUUUUUUAAAUGAAAGUUGAGUGUGAAAUUUAAUUACUGUUAUUUAUUCAUUGAUGUGAAAAUAUUCAUGAAUUUCAUAUUUCAGAGUGCCUGUCUCGGUAAAACAAUCUUGAAUUCAUCAAGACAUUUGGCUACUCACAGAAAAUAAAUUCUUGUAGCCUAUUUAUUGACAAAUUCUGUGUAAAAGUAAAAAAAACUUUAAUCUUUGACCUCGAUUGUCUCUAUAUUUCCACGUUAUCCUGACCUAAUUAUUUGGCCUGUUUCAAUGCAUAAAAAGUUUUCCUGGAAGCUGAACCGUAAUCGAGUUGAUAAAAAAGAUAGGAAGAUAAAAAUGGACUAAUAAAAAUUUUUAAGUUGAAGAAAGACUGACAACAGCCAAAAGGAAAAAGACGAAAACACCAUUAAACUACUCAGAAGCUAAACAUUGUCUGGUGGAGAGUUGUCUCAUAGGCAAUCAUACAACAUCUUCUCAUAUUUACAUUUAUCGAAAUCCUUUUCCCCCGUAAUACCAUUUGUGACGAUAGGUUAACUUGAUCAUGUCCGCAAGAUUCCGAUUUCAGUUUGCACGUGCGACACGUGUUUCUGGAUUAACUAUGGUCAAUUAUGAUGUUUGGGUAUAUUAAAUGUCUGGUAAUCGGUAAAAAAGUUAAACUCCUGUUCAUUGCUGAAUGAAAGCAUUAUCAAAGGAAACAGCGUAUAGCCCUUAAAAUUCUGAAACGGCGUAUUGGAUAACAAUAAAGCACCGCGAUGUUUUCAACUUAUAGAUUAGACUAAAAUGACUGUUUUGUGAUAUUUAGUAACUGUGAUAUAUGUUUAAAAUAUAAAGUAUUGCAUGCUAAAAUAUAUAUGAAAACUAUAUUUAUUCUGGUGCAUUCUUUUCAUCAACGUACCAAACAACAACGUCAAUUACGCAAAAGAGAAAUCCAGCGUUAGGACUAUUUUUUUUGAUAACCAAAGAUUUAAAUGAGAACAAAAAAAAAGACACAACAAAUGAAUUGGCUUUGCAAUGCACAACUUAAAUGUGAUAAAGUUGGUGUUUUGUGCUAGGGAGGUAGUAUGCCAGAGUUUGAUUAUGCUUUAAAAGCUCACGUGAUUACAAUAUCACCCUAGAAAGAGGUGAGGGGUGAAAAAACAUUCCCGGUAAAUUCUAUUUGUUAAGAUAAUCAAAUUAAGCCAACCUGUGUUACAGUACACAAACUGUAGAAUCACAUGCAGAUGAGAUGCAAUAUAGUUUUAUUAAUGUAAAAUAAGGUAGACUAUCAGAAUAGAUUCAUACGUCAGGGAAGUAGGUCAGAAAAUAUGUUUCAAAAUAGAUUUUAAAAAGGUCGAACUUUUUUGUUAUAACAACGGAGCUACUGUCAUAUAUCUGACGACGUUGUAACAAAUGGAGAGUAUUUUAAAUAUGUUUGUAUGUUUAUAAAUAACAGAUAUUACAUGUAAAUUUCAAAAUAACAAACAAAUAAAGUAAGUGGUCAUUAGACACGGUAUAAAUCUAAUACAGAACUUUAUAAGUUUGCAGGGGCGGAUUCAGGCGGGGGCGUGCCGGGCCUGCGCCCCCCCUAAAAUUUGCAAAGCAUGGGUUGUCCUCAGUUUAAUAAAGAAUAUAUCGAUAAUUUUACCUCAAAAAUUUUUUUCGACUCGCUCCGCUCGGAGAAAGUUUAAGUUUGCGCCUCCCCUAACCUAAAAUCCUGGAUCCGCCCCUGGUUUAAUAGCAUUGAAGGCAAAUGUAUGUUCAUUCAGUAUGAUCUUCAUUGAAAGUAUCUAGAACAAUAUAUACAACGUUUUGAAAAUAUCAGAUGAACUCCAUUCAUAUAUAUACGAUUAAUUAUUUGUUUUUACAUCUUUCUGUUUUUGAAUUAAAUCUGUUUAAUCAGUUGAAAUAUGUUUCAAUUUUGUAAAAUCCUUCAGUAAACGAAACAUAUUAAGGAUAAGAAAAUUCAUCCGUCUAUACUGAUAUGUUUACUUUUCAAGGGUUCAAAACCUUGCUCAGUCGGUGUUUUGUUCUGGAGGAACAGUUUAGUGACCAAUUUCUAAUGAAAUUGAAAAACAUAUUGUAGAACAUUUAUUUAACUGUAUGUGAUCAUUUUAAAUGAUAGUUAUAAAAAAAUAAAUCAAAUAUUAUGUAA
Molecule: messenger RNA, 4112 nt
Organism: Mytilus californianus (California mussel)
Lineage: Eukaryota; Metazoa; Mollusca; Bivalvia; Mytilida; Mytilidae
Exons: 2
Coding region: 173-1315 (380 amino acids)
Source: RefSeq, a predicted model, not a curated record